This is a messenger RNA of Protomyces lactucae-debilis, 1372 nucleotides long. RefSeq lists its product as uncharacterized. Lineage: Eukaryota; Fungi; Ascomycota; Taphrinomycetes; Taphrinales; Protomycetaceae. The record is from RefSeq and is a predicted model, not a curated record. Bases 116 to 994 code for a protein of 292 amino acids. The transcript is spliced from 2 exons.
CGCAAACACACCAAAACCAAGCAUACAGCCGCAAAAGGUGCCCAGGCCAAGCGGCCGAGUGAGCGGAGGUUGUCGGAUACGUGCUGCAGACAGUCUCUGAGGGGUUUGCUGAGACAUGAUGCACCAAAAUGUCAUUGUCGCGGCAGUACAACGGCGCUAUAAUAAGCUCUCAAGGCGACAAAAGAUGAUUGCUGCAGGGAGCAUCGUCGGCACCUUUGCGCUCGUCAUGUUAUUGACCAUCAUCUUUCACAAGCGGAUACUGGACUGGGCGAAACCGCUGGCUCAAAAGUACACGCAACGACCAGGCGGCUUUCUUCUACCGUCAUGUUUGCUCAUUGUCGUCUCUUUUCCUCCGCUAUUUGGUACAGAGUUCAUCUCUAUUCUGACUGGCUUUGUCUAUGGUAAUCUCGGCUUCCUUAUUGUUUUAGUGGCCACCACGAUUGGCGACUCUCUCCUCUUCCUCAGCUUCCGGUAUGCUUUCCGCUCAAAGCUCGCUGCAUUCAAGGAGCAGUACCAGAAUUACGCCAUCUUUGUCAGUGUCAUUGAAGAAGGUGGCUUCCCCAUGCUUCUGGCCAUUCGCUUCUCUGCCGUACCCUCACACUUCUCCACACCGCUGUUUGCCAGUGUGCUGUCAAUUGAGUAUCGGUAUUGGUUGUUGGCCGUGGUACUCUCCUCACCAGGCCUCUACCCACCCGUCUAUUUUGGCUGGUUAUUGCAACGUGGACAGUCCUCACAAGCGACACCUUGGUUGAUUGGGAUUGCUGGUCUCAUCACACUUGGCGUCGGCGCUUAUAUCUACGUCGAGUAUCGACGCCAUCAAAAAGCACUAGGUCCACGCCUUGAAGCGCGGAGACAACGUGCAGCUUUGAUGGAUCUAGAGGAACAAGCUGAUUUACUGCAUGUCCGGAACGCAGAUGAGAGUCAUUUUGAGGUUCACUCGAAUGAGGAGGAACCUAGUAAGCCUGCUGCGCAUGGCGAGCGAGAUCUUCUUUAGGCGUCUUUAAUGCUUUUUCUCAAUUUAAUCCUCUUCGUUGAUGCGCACGCUGUCUCCUUGUGUAAACUCAAGCUUCUUCUUUGAACGGCGGCGGCCCACACGGCCGAAUCAUGCCUUCAAUCAGAUCCGUCUUUGCCAAUACGCGUGGAACAUUGCGAGCGAUGGCCAUAUAGCUCAAGAGCGCAGGAUGGCCAAGCAUGCUGGUACUAGAAUCGCGGUGCAUGUUGCUCAGCCAUUCGUACUUCGUUGAGUCGGGGUGUAGUGUGCCAACAUGGCGUUGGUGCAGCUGUUCGAGAUCUAGUUGAGCACGUAGCUUAUCGGCCAUGUCUAGCAAGCUAUGUAACGUAAAUGGAAGAGAAGAGCAGGGGGAGGAAGAGG